This is a messenger RNA of Owenia fusiformis, 1092 nucleotides long. The record is from the annotation of a GenBank genome assembly. Lineage: Eukaryota; Metazoa; Annelida; Polychaeta; Sabellida; Oweniidae.
GUAGGAUGGCCUAUAUCAAUGAAGGGAAGCCACAUUAUCUUCCAUUUACGCGAUUCCAACUUUACACAGUAAACAUCGUAUUUGGAUAGCAGUCAAAGGGGGACAAUGCAGUUGCGAUCACUUUUAUUGGGUUUAUCAGUAUUACAAAUAUGCAUAUACGGGACAUUAGCAGCACGAGGUCGCAGUGCACAUCGACGAGCUCGGCAAUUGGAGAAAGGAGAAUGCGAAAGAUGCAGUCCAGUCAAAAAAUUAGACCCCCUUGAAGGAAAUACAUAUAUUUCAAAAGCGAACAGAUGCGGAAGUACAGUGACGUUUGCCUGCAAUGGCGAAUACCAGACUGUCUAUCCGUUUAGCUACCUUGAGUGUAGAGAGGGAAAGUGGAUCUCUGAAUGGGGUAUGGAAGACAAAGAAGAGGAAGAAUACCCCGGUAACCCCUGGUGUGCUGGACCAGCUGAUAUCAAUAAUAUACCAGAUGAUUACGAGUAUAAGAGUGACUGUGAGGAGUUUUAUGAGAGAAAGCUGUGCAGUAACGGGGGCUAUUGUAUGGUGGAGGGGGAAUCUAGCUUGGCCAUGUGCGUCUGUAGACCCGGAUGGAAAGGACGAUUCUGCUCUAUACCAUCAGAUAAUCUUUGCCCACGAUACUGUAGCGAGGAUUAUAACCAGGGCAAGUGUGUGUUUGUGGACAAUGGCGGCACCGACUUCCACUUCAAAUGUGAAUGCAACGAGGGCUUCUCAGGGAGCAGGUGUAUGUAUUCAACAGGUCCAGGUGAUUACCUCCCUUUCUAAAAUAAAGAUCGAACUCGAAUCUACAUUUAAAGGAACGCUUGAUUACUAAUCGAGACAAAUAAAUCGACCAACAAUCUAUAGUAUAAACGAUUCCAACAUCGACAAACAGGCAACAGAUACACAACUUUAGUCAAACAAAUAUACAUGGAUAGUAGACAAAUAAGGCAAAGAUGUCUGUAACACAGAUUUGAUAUACUGUAUAUGUAUGUACGAGGCUCGAUCAGAAAGUAAGUAACCAACUGCUCUCAUUUUUUCAUACUUCAUUCAAUCACAUUGAAAUUUUCACAGAUGAUGUAGAAAAUAUUA